Messenger RNA from Pseudozyma hubeiensis SY62, 3405 nucleotides. RefSeq lists its product as hypothetical. Gene Ontology annotation, cellular component: U4/U6 x U5 tri-snRNP complex; catalytic step 2 spliceosome. Gene Ontology annotation, biological process: spliceosomal tri-snRNP complex assembly; mRNA splicing, via spliceosome. The record is from RefSeq and is a predicted model, not a curated record. Lineage: Eukaryota; Fungi; Basidiomycota; Ustilaginomycetes; Ustilaginales; Ustilaginaceae. The coding region runs from base 1 to 3405 and encodes 1134 amino acids. Gene Ontology annotation, molecular function: protein binding. The transcript is spliced from 2 exons.
AUGAUGGUGAUGACGAUGAUGGUGGAAGAGCGGAUGGUGUUGUCGAAAGUGGAUGGAGGGCCAAAGCGCACAGCGAUGGCGAAACGCGCGGGAUCGGAUGUCCGGCUCGAAAAGCAGCCGCUCGAGCCGACGUCGCUCGAUUUAACAUCUAAGUUCAAAUCUGAAGGACCUCCACGUCGAACACUUUCUUCUCGACGAGCACGGACCCUUUCCUGCUUGCUGCUCGACUACCUUCAACGACGAUCCACCACCUUGCCCCGAGGUCUCUGUGACCGCUCAUUAAAGGCAGCAACGAUGGACUUCGAAUCCAUACCGCCGAUCACAGGCGCCUGGGGGGCCCUCACCCUAGCGACCGCGCUGCUCGAACACACGCACACCAUCUCGUCCUACCAGCUUUUCUACACACCUUCGCUCGUCUUCCGCAAGUUCCAACUGUGGCGUCUCCUCACCACCUUCCUCUACUUCGGUCCGCUAGGUCUCGAUUUUGUCUUCCACCUGUUCUUCUUCAUGCGCUACUCACGCAUGCUCGAGGAGAACUCCUUCAUCCGCCCUGACCACCAUCACAACACAGAUUCCCGACCAUCGUCCUCUCUCGAGCCUUCAUUGGCUCGACGUCGGCUACUCACGAUGGCGGACAAACCCAACAAGCUCGCCUUCCUGUCCAUGCAAGCGCCGGCUGGUUACGUCGCUGGUCUAGGUCGUGGUGCCUCCGGAUUCACCACACGUGCCGAUAUCGGUCCCGCCCGUCUCGCCGCUUCCACAUCCAAAUCUAAGAACGAGGAAGAUGAAGCAGACGAUGGCGAUGACGACGAUGGAGGACCGGGACGAGAGGAGGAGGGACAAUUUCAAGAUCCAGAAAACGAGACUGGCUUGUUUGCCGGUGCGGUUUACGAGAAGGACGAUGAGGAGGCGGAUAGAAUUUGGGACGCGGUCGAUGCCAAGAUGGACCUGAGGAGAAAGAAGUUCCGCGAAGCAAGAGAAAAGGAGGAGAGGGAGAAGGCGAGAGCGGAGAAACCACAGAUCAGCAGUCAGUUUGCGGACCUCAAGAAGGGGUUGAGUAGUGUCACUGAGGAUCAGUGGGCGUCGCUGACCGAGUCGGGAAGUGUAACAGGCAAGAAACGCAAGGCAGCAGCGAAACGAGAAGCGAGGAACACAAGAUCUUUUGCGAUAUCGGACACAAUCUUGACCGGAAACCGCGAUAGGAAUGCCGUCGAGUCAGCGCUCAGCACCGACCAGAUGCAAGAUGCAGACAGCGCAGGAGGCGGCAUCACCUCCCUCGCCGAAAUCGGGGAAGCCAGAAACAAGAUCUUCACCCAUCAACUCGAUGCAGCCUCCCACUCCGGCACAUCCACCUCAAUCGACCCGAAAGGGUAUCUCACCGAACUCUCCUCCACCGUCAUCAAAAGCGAUGCCGAGAUAGGAGACAUCAAGAAAGCUCGCUCGCUCCUCGAUUCCGUCAUCAAAACCAACCCAUCCCAUGCGCCAGGAUGGAUCGCAGCAGCCCGAGUCGAAGAAGUGGCCGGGAAACUAUCCAACGCACGCAAGAUCAUCCAACAGGGAUGCGACCACUGUCCCCGAUCGGAAGACAUCUGGCUGGAAGCCGCACGACUCUCCUCCAAGGAGAACGCAAAAGUGAUUCUGGCGCGGUCGAUCCAGUACGUUUCGCAGUCGGUCAAUAUCUGGUUGAAAGCCGUAGAGCUCGAGACCGAUACCGAAAGCAAGAAGCGAGUCCUACGCAAGAGUCUCGAGUACAUUCCGGCGAGCGUCAAGCUUUGGAAGGAGUUGGUCAAUCUGGAAGAGAAUCCGGAGGAUGCGAGGAUACUGUUGAGCGGCGCAGUUGCAGCUGUGCCGAUGAGCAUCGAUUUGUGGCUGGCGUUGGCGAGGCUGAGCGGCGAGCAAGACGCCAAGAAGGUGUUGAACGAGGCGAGGAAGACGAUCCCUACGAGUCAUGAGAUCUGGAUUGCCGCGGCGAGGUUGUUGGAGGAGACGGAGCGCGACGAGGUCAAAGUGGAAAAGACGGUGGCGGCGGCGGUGAAGGCGUUGAGGAAAGCGGGAGUGGAGUUGUCCAGAGAUCAGUGGAUGGCUGAGGCCGAGAGGGUGGAGAAGGAAGGUAGUCCCAUGGUGUGUGGUGCCAUCGUGAAGGCGACGAUAGAGUUGGAUCUGGAGGAGGAGGACAAGAGGGCGGUGUGGGUGGAAGACGCACAGUCGGCAUUGGAAAAGGGUUGCAUCGAAGUGGCGAGAUCCAUCCUGGCGUACACGCUGAGGGUGUUCCCGGAUCGACCAGCGAUCUGGACCCAAGCUAUCGCACUCGAACAGCGACACGGGGACCUUUCUUCCACGACAUCCUUGCUCGAACGAGCAGUCACGUCCUGUCCCAAAGCAGAGGACCUCUGGCUCACCUACGCCAACAUCCACAGCGAAGCGAACGACAUCACCUCCGCUCGGAAGGUCCUCAUCAGGGCGUUCGACGCCAACAUCGGAAGCGAGAAGAUCUCUCUUGCUGCGGCACAACUCGAAUCGUCCAACGGUCAACUCGUCGCCGCGGGCAAGCUGUUGGAGCGAGCACGCGUCGAAGUCGACACCGCUAGGGUAUGGAUGAAGAGCGCUGUGUUCGAACGGGAUCACGGAUCGCUCGAGAAGGCGUUGAAGCUUGUCGAUGAAGCCUUGAUCAAGUUCCCGCAGUUCGACAAGCUUUACAUGAUCGGUGCACAAGUCUCGCAAAUGCUCUACACCUCCGAAGACGCCAUCAAGAAAGCUCGAGAGUACCUGUCUCGAGGAACACGAUCCUGCCCCACCUCUUCGCCACUCUGGAUCCUCUCCUCCCGACUCGAAUCCUCCGCCGGCCUCACCAUCCGUUCCCGCGCCAUCCUCGAACGAGCCCGACUCCUCAACCCCUCCUCCCCCACCAUCUGGUACGAAUCCAUCAACACCGAGCUGCACUCCACUCCACCCAACCCCACUCAAGCACGAACCCUCCUCUCUCGUUCUCUCCAGACCCUCCCUACAUCCGGUCUUCUCUGGUCGCUCGCCAUCUCCCUCGAACCGCGGUCCUCGCGCAAAACAAAGAUGACCGACGCCCUCAAGAAAACCUACGACGACAGCUACGUCCUUUGCACCGUAGCACAACAGUUUUGGCUGGAGUCGAAAAUCCCGCAGGCACGAAAAUGGUUCCUUCGAGCCAUUCAUUCCGCCCCUCACAUCGGAGAUCACUACGCCGUCGCCUACAAGUUCGAACUCCAACACGGAUCUCCCGAAGACAGACAAGCAAUUAUCGAUCUAGUCCUCCAGAACAAACCCUCCCACGGACUCAUCUGGCCUUCCAAACAAAAACACCCCCAAAACCUCAACAAACCCAUAACCCAGAUCUUACCCCUAGUAGCACAAGCAAUCACUCCCAUGAAGUAA